Messenger RNA from Rana temporaria (common frog), 1880 nucleotides. RefSeq names its product PHD finger protein 6 (gene PHF6). The transcript has 10 exons. Lineage: Eukaryota; Metazoa; Chordata; Amphibia; Anura; Ranidae. The record is from RefSeq and is a predicted model, not a curated record. Gene Ontology annotation, cellular component: nucleus. Bases 154 to 1230 code for a protein of 358 amino acids.
ACGUGACGUCAAGACGCCGUACGUGGUGGAAUGAAAGGAAACAAACAUUAGAGAUUACGGCUGUUUGUGGAAGAAGAGUGACAGCGGCUGCGGCGGCGCCGGGAGGGAAGACCGGGGGCUGCGGUCUGAGGCAAAGUUGUCAAGCAGCAAAUCAUGUCGGGAUCUUCUUCACAGAAGAAAGGAUCCUUACGGCAGCGAAAAUGUGGUUUCUGCAGGUCCAACAGGGAGAAGGAGUGUGGACAGUUAAUGGUUUCCAACAAUCAGAAGGUGGCAGCUCAUCACAGAUGCUUGCUGUUUUCAUCAGCACUGGUAUCUUCUCAGUCUGAAAGUGAAAACCUUGGUGGGUUCUCUAUAGAUGAUAUCCAGAAGGAACUAAGAAGGGGUAAAAAACUGAUGUGUACAAUGUGCCAUUGUCCUGGAGCAACUAUUGGUUGUGAAGUAAAGACAUGCCGCAAGACUUACCAUUAUCACUGCGCUUUGCAUGAUAAAGCCCAAAUACAGGAAAAACCAUCACAAGGAAUAUAUCUGAUUUAUUGCAGAAAACACAAGGACCAGCUGCAUAACUCAGAAGAUGAGUUAGAUUUGAGUCCAUCUCCUCGCCACCGUGGUAGAGGGAGAGCAUCCCGCGGAAAGUCAAGAACCACAAAUUCCAGAGGGCAGUCAGAGGAGAGCAAACUCCCAUCUUCACACUGUACAGAAGAGACAGAAAGCAGCUCCAGUAGAGACAGAUCACCCCACAGAAGCAGUCCAAGUGACACUAAACCAAAGUGCGGUUUCUGUCAUGCAGGAGAUGAGGAGAAUGAGACACGGGGCAAACUGCAUGCGUUUAAUACAAAAAAGGCUGCCGCUCACUACAAAUGUAUGCUUUUCUCUUCUGGUACAGUCCAGCUAACAACAACGUCUAGGGCUGAAGUUGGUGACUUUGAUAUCAAAACUGUGAUACAGGAAAUGAAGCGAGGCAAACGGAUGAAGUGUACAUUAUGUGGCCUACUAGGCGCUACGAUUGGAUGUGAAAUAAAGGCCUGUGUGAAGACUUAUCAUUAUCACUGUGGAGUAGAAGACAAGGCUAAAUACAUUGAAAACAUGUCACGAGGCAUUUACAAGCUAUAUUGUAAAAAUCACAGUGGCAAUGAUGAAAGAGACGAGGAAGAUGAAGAACGUGAGAGCAGGAGUAAAGGGAACACAACAGGUGGACAUGACAACACUCCACAGCAAGUCAAUGGAAACUGAAGGGGGGGAGGGUCCUGCGAACAAACCAUCCAUUUUUGAUGGGAGAAUUCUGGACGCUUUUAUCUACAGUUGUAGAAAGGACUGUGGGGGGGGGAAAUGGGGAAAGUUUUUUUUUUUUUUUUGUUUUUGUUUUUUGUUUUGUUUUUUCUACAUGAGAAAAGCUGCAUAUAUGGUUUAAGAUGACCUGGAUUCAUCAAUCUACACAAACUUGUUUUGGGGCUUUUCUUUUCCAUAUUCUAUUUCUCCACUCUAAUUUUUAUAUUUUAAUAGUUGCUUUUAAAUAGACAAUUCUUUUAAAAUUCUUGAGCCCAGAAAAAAAAAAAAUUGGUUGUUUUACUUUACACCACGUGGCAGGAUUCCUUUUGCUAACUCACAACAGGUAUUGCCAGUCUCCUAAACGUAUUUACCUGUGUGGGGUUCUUCCUUCCUUUUUAUUUUUUUCCCUACAUGAUUUCACAUUGUUGAAAUAAUUGUAAAAUGUAGGUAUUUGUUUGAGACGGUCAUUGAGUUUGGUUGCCCUUUAUUGUCUUGUACAGCAAUAUUGUACAUGUUUAUGACUACACAACUCUAAGAUCAUAUAUUGUGACAGAGCGUAGGGCUUUUCACUUUUUUUUUCUUGUUCUAGGAAGAAUAAAUCCUGAAAUAUUGUU